Pichia membranifaciens NRRL Y-2026 is the source of this 1779-nucleotide messenger RNA. RefSeq lists its product as hypothetical. The record is from RefSeq and is a predicted model, not a curated record. The transcript has a single exon. The coding region runs from base 1 to 1779 and encodes 592 amino acids. Gene Ontology annotation, molecular function: metallocarboxypeptidase activity. Gene Ontology annotation, cellular component: fungal-type vacuole lumen. Lineage: Eukaryota; Fungi; Ascomycota; Pichiomycetes; Pichiales; Pichiaceae.
AUGGACUCGGAGAAGAACAGCAGCGGUAUCCCGCUAUACACACGGAAGAACAGAAAGGGUCUAAGCUCGUACGCAUGGCUCGGGUUUGUGCUGGUGGCCCUGGUGGCGUCUGCAACGGUGUUGCAGCAGUGCUACUCGCCGGACAGGGCUAUUGCCGGGAGGCUGGGGAAGGCUGGGGCGGCUGCAGCACAGCCAAAGUGUCCCUCGGUGGGGAUCCACAGACCUGAGACGUAUGACACAUACAAGAAGACGUUGGACAAGAUCAUGAACGACGAGGGGUUCAGAAACGAGUCUGUGUCGAAGAUGCAGCAUGCGGUGCGCAUCGACACGUCGAGCUUCGACGACCUGCCGCUCGACGUGGGCAGCAACCUCCCGCUCUUCGAGCACUUCGACGUCUUCCUCGACAGCUUGCGCAAAGACUUCCCGCUCUUCCACGAGCACACCGAGCUGCACAAGGUCAACCACCACGGCCUUGUGUACAUCUGGCAGGGCAGCGACGAGUCCCUCAAGCCGCUGCUCUUGAUGGCGCACCAGGACGUGGUCCCCAUCUCGGAGGACUCUCUCGCCAAGUGGGAGCAUGGUCCCUUCUCGGGCGACUAUGACGGCAAGUACCUCUACGGCAGAGGCUCCGGCGACUGCAAGAACCUCCUCAUCUCGCACUUCGAGGCCGUCGAGGAGCUCAUCAAGGCCGGCUUCAAGCCAAAGAGAACCGUCGUGUUUUCCUACGGCUUUGACGAGGAGAUCUUGGGCCCUCGGAACAAGAACGCAGAGUUCAUCGAGGAGCUCUACGGCGCAAAGUCCAUGUACGCCGUCAUGGAUGAAGGUGGAGUCUCCAUGAUGGAAAUCAGCGGCACCACCAUGGCUGUCGUCGGCACAGGUGAAAAGGGAUACCUUGACGUCUCCCUCUCCAUCCAGAAGAAAGGAGGCCACUCCUCCGUCCCUCAGGAUCACACCGCCAUCGGCAUGAUGGGCAGUCUCAUUGUCGAGAUAGAGAACGACAAGUUCCCAACCUACUUCGUUGAGAAAAACCCAACCUUCUACCAGUAUGUGUGUCUUGCCGAACAUGCCGUCGACAUCGACCCACUCCUAAAGCAGGACAUCCUCAACUCUCAAAUCGACGAACAGGCCAACGCCAACGUCAGAGAGUUCAUGAACAGAGACAGAUUCACGAGUUAUGCCAUCAAAAGUACACAAGCCCUAGACGUUAUACACGGGGGUGUCAAGUACAACGCCCUACCAGAGUUCGUUGAGCUCGUCGUCAACUCUAGAGUCGCCGUGGAGGAAAGCGUCACAUUCGCAUUCAAGAAGUUCCUCAAAGACGCCGAGACAAUUGCUCGUCAGUACAAUAUUGGUCUCAGUGCUCAGUUCCCAUACAGCAACGGCACAGAGGUGGUUAUUCUUCCUGCCACAGACGUCGGAAUAAUGACCGUCAAGCCUAUUACCAUCUUGGAGCCUUCGCCAGUUACUGCUGCCAACGACAUGCACUGGAAAAUCUUUGCCGGAACUGCUCGCCAUGUCUAUGAAGAGCUCGCUUAUCCAGAUAGAUUCAACAACUCUGACGAACAAGUGGUAGUCACUCCAGGUUUGGGAACGGGAAAUACCGACACAAAAUUGUACUGGAACUUGACAGAUCAUAUCUACAGAUACAGACCUGGUGUCCUUCCAAGUGUCAACGGUAACUCCCACGGAAUUAACGAAUACAUUGAAUUCGACUCUCAUUUACAAUGUAUUGCAUUCAUCUUCGAAUACAUCCAGAGUGUUGAUGAAAUCCAAGACUAA